AAUAAUAAUAAAUAAUAAUUAAAAAUAUUGUUGCUUCUCAAAUCCAGGAUUUGUAUCGAAAAAUUUAAAAAUUAUCAUUACAUUUUAAGUUGUCUAAACAAUUUACAAUGUCCUGGCAAAUUUGUUAACGAUCUUGUUUACCCACAUACCAAACCAAAAUGACUGAUGACCUUUCACGUAACGAAGCUGCUCGCCAACGACAAGAACGUUGGGAGCAUCAUAUGCACGGCCUUUGUAUACUUGACAAUCACUUAAAUGUCGAAAUGGAAAUUGCCUCUCACCGUUCAUCUGUACUCAACCAUCUUGUCGAGCAAGCCAACAGGGUUAAAGAUUUGUGGCUUGAAUUUCAACGGAAAUCUGAUAAUGGACGUGUAUUAGAAGAUACUGCUGUACAAAUGGCUAUUGAACAACAUGGUCUACAGAGCCAUAAUUUUCAUCAGCCACAAUUACAAAAUAAAACGAUUGUAUCACAAUCUCAAAGUAAACCUCCUGAAAUAGAUUGUGAUGAUGUUUUCAAUCAAGCUGUAUCUGCAGCAAUUAUCGCAAAUGGAUUAAUAACUACUACAUCUACUCAACCAGAAAAUUAUAACAUGUAAUAAUUUUAUGUAAAUAAAAAUGUAUAUCAUCACUAAGGGACAACAUCUUGGAAAGAAAAAAAAUAUUUCUACAUCAUUACUUUAUACAUCUUUUAGAAAAAUUUGAAAAAUAUUAACAUAAGAAUAUUUAAUAUUUGAAGUCUUAACAUGUGAUAGAAACGUAGGUACCUUUUUUUUUUUUAAGUA
Molecule: messenger RNA, 782 nt
Organism: Melanaphis sacchari
Lineage: Eukaryota; Metazoa; Arthropoda; Insecta; Hemiptera; Aphididae
Exons: 3
Coding region: 159-596 (145 amino acids)
Source: RefSeq, a predicted model, not a curated record